Molecule: messenger RNA, 15124 nt
Organism: Aedes albopictus (Asian tiger mosquito)
Lineage: Eukaryota; Metazoa; Arthropoda; Insecta; Diptera; Culicidae
Product: cell surface glycoprotein 1
Exons: 7
Coding region: 488-4201 (1237 amino acids)
Source: RefSeq, a predicted model, not a curated record
AACCGCAAUUGACACAUAGGACAGUCACGUUGGCCGCAUCCCAUCAUCAUCGACUGCUACUGCUGCUGCUGCUACAGCUGGAAGAUUUAUUACAUUAACUGAUAAAACCCGCAUUGAGCGUAGAGAAUAAACUACCCACCACACCGCACCGGUCGCAAUCGUGCAACAGUUUCCCGCGAUUGUCACACGCAACAUUCGGGUUUCUCUCUUUCACGCGUAACAUGAGCGACCGGGGUUGCAACAAAACAGAAAGCCCCUGAACCGAGAGCAACCGGUGAAACACACCGCCAGCCAGUUGAGCGAGAAUAGUCCGUUCCAGCUUGAACAGGCAGCGCAACAAAAUCGCGUGGUGAUGCUUUGUCGCUGAUUGACCACGCGAAGACUGAGAACGCAACUUUGGAAGAAGGAUUGAUUAGUGCGAGUGUCCUGAAGAAGGACAACGAGAAGGAUAAUCUAGUGAUAACCGGUUUCGGAUCGAGCCAUCAAGAUGGGACUCCGUUGGGAGCUGGUGCUGUGCGUGCUAGUAAACGCACUCUUCGCCCAAUCGGCUGUCUACACCCCAGGCAACGCCCCCGUCUACAACCCGAAUGCUGAGGUACCAGCCAUCAUCCCCACUCAGGUCAACAACCCCGGCUACCUGGUGACCCAGACCGUUUACGGAUUCCUCGACUUCACAACCACCAUCGGCAACACGGUGAUGAUCUUCUCUCCACAGAGUGCAGCUGCAGCCGUAACUGAACCCCCGAAGACGACACCGGCUCCUCCACCGGUGAUCGAGACGUCCCCUCCUCCAACAACCACACAAGCCCCAGCGGCGCCCCUCAUCGAAGAGAUCAAACCCAGCAAGACGGUGAUCUUGCCGGUGCAACCGAAGGAGAAGGUCAGUGUCGUCCAGGUCAUCGCCGAAACGCCGAAACCUUUCGUUGUCAAGCCCAACACUCCGGUCAAGUUUGUGCCCAAGGUGGUGACGCCGGCCAAGGCUAAACCGAUCACCAAACCUAAACCGAAGGUUUCGAUCGUUGAAGUUACCCCUGUGAAGGCUGAACAAGAACCGGAGGUUGUCGUAGAAGAGAAGAAGGCCGAACCGAAAAUCCAGGUGGUGAAACCCCAGGCUCCAAUCAUCAAGGUUGUUGCAGCCAAGGUUGAAGUCACCACGGAAAAGGAAGUCGUCACUCCUGAAUCCAAAGUUGAGGUCGUCCAAGAUGAAGAAGAGGAGGAUGACGAAGAAGAAGAACAUCAAGAGGAGGAUGAGUCGGAUCAAGUAGAAGAAGAACACGCUGAAGAACCGACUAAAGAGGAAACUCCCGAAGAGGAGGAACACGAAGAGGAUGAACACGAAGAAGAAGAACACAAAGUUGAGGAGCCAGCCAAGCCAGCCCUGGUAGAAGCUCCCAAGCCAAAGACCACGGAAGAACCUACCAUUGAAGCUCAUCAGCACAAGGAACACUCGCCAAUCGAGUUCUCGAACAUCACAGAAGAGAACGAAGCCGACCAUGACGACGCACAGGAAGACGAAGAAGACGAAGACGACGAGCCAGCCCCAGUGCUGCAAAUCGGCAACAACAUUGCCCCCGAACCGGAGUACGAUUUCUUGUCCCGCCAGCCGUCCGAAUUCGUGGAAGAAACGUACCGAGUGGUGAAUCUGAAACCGACCCCCACUUCGAGCGCCUCGUCGGCAUCCACGGCCAGAGCCAAACCGAAACGAGGUAAUAAGAAGCCCCGCCCGACGGGCCUGGUCACCAAGCUCGGUGGAACCGUAGUCAAGGACGGAGCCACGACCGUCCACGAAACGAGCGUCAUCGGCACCUACAUUUCAGGAAAAUAUGCCCAAGUCCUACAAAGCACUUCUCAUGUAUUUCAAGGUAACCCAGCCGCUGCCAACGCCGCCCCCGCCAACGCCAACGCCAAGCCGGCUUCGGGACCGAAGGUCCAGCCCACUCCAACGCUUCGCAUUCUGAAAACGGCCGCCCCGAACCCGAACAAAACGCCCCGCUACAAUCCGGAACUGGCCUCGAUCAUCACGCCGUCGCACUCGCAAGCGUUGGAGGACACCGGGCUACCGCUGGAGAAUCUCUUCGCCAGCCAGCCAAGCUCCAGCUUGGUGCGGCCUUCGCGCCGUCUCAGCGGUCCCGGAGCCGGACUCAAUGGGGGCGCGUUCAAGAACCGGCUCAAGAAUCGCAUCGGCAAGGACGACAACAGCAACAGCAACGAUCUGCAGGAGCGGUCCGAUACGGUCGAGGAACCGGUCGGGCCACCGGCUGCCGCGUCCGCGCAGCCAAGCUUUGGUAAUGGGAAGAAAACUAACCGCUACCGUAACACGCAAACGAUCAAGCCUAACAAUGUGGUAAAGAACACCCGCUUUAACCGAUUCUCCUCAUCUAGUGUGGAACUGGCGACGGUGUCCGUUUUUAGCGAAACAACCACCGCUCCCGCCUACGCAAACAGGCGUAACAAAGCUUCUCGUAACAGUUUCAAGCCAAGCUCUACCAUAUCUAGCUCAGCCCAGUCGUCGUCUGCAGUCCAGCAACAGGACAACCGCCGUUCGUUCAAGCCGAACCUGCGGCCAACGCCCCCGGAAGCGGAAUCCGGAACCACCAGCACCAGUCUGUACAAGUUCAAGCUGAACCGUUCGCCCGGCCGCUGGCAGUACAAGAGCCCACCGAAACCCACGGUCAAUAUCCGAAAGCAGCCCGGCGGCGGCGGCGGCGCCAAGAAGACGAACGACGCCGUGGAGAACCUGACGACGGCCCCGAUCUCGGACACCUCGGUGCAGUACAACGACAUCUCGCAAAACCCGGACCACGCCGAGAAGGUCGACACCGAUGCGGAUUUGGACCAGUCCGGAUCGGUCAACGGAAACGUGCUGAACGACGCGGAGAACGACAACCAGAUUGAGCGACGGUACCCGGUCGAGACGAUCAAGGUAGAGAUCUCGACUCCGGUGGACUUCAGGGAUACGUAUUACGAGAUUGCUACCAUCAAGUCACCCUACACUUUCCAGGUUGGCACCGUGAAGAACACUCGUUACAUCACCGUGACUUCAACAUUCGAGAAAGUUCUCGAGCAGGAGACGGCCACAAUUACGCCUUCGCUGACGGAGCCUCUGACGGAGAACAUCCUGGCGACGACCACUCACAUUGAUAAGGAAAGCAACCUGCUGGACUCGAGCAUUGCCACGCUUCCGCCAAUUACGCUGUCGGGUGAAACGGAAACUCCCCCACUGGAAACACUGACGGAGACCUUCAGUACUACACAGGUUAUGCUGAAGACCCACAUUCUGCCAGUGAUUCGCGAUGGAACUGACACUUCGAGUUAUACUCUGAUUCAGACUUACCACGUAACUCGGUUGGUAACUGCCACCAAGACGCUUCCGCCCAUGGAGAUCUACCAAUUCGUGCCGUCCAAGACCUUGAACGAGUUUAACAGCCGUCUGGACGAAGCCGGUUCCGAACUGCACUUGGAACUGGAAUUCGGUGAUGAGAACGACGAAGACGAUGACCAUCCCAAACGACAGCGACUACCCUCCGACUUGGACCUGUCCAGCAUUGGCUCCGAAUUUGACCUUUCUGAAGUCGACAAGACCAACAUCCCAGAGAACAUCCGUCCCAAGAAGAAGAUCUCUUCGCACAAGGAAGCCAACAAAGUCACGACCGAAGCCCCGGUGACAACUCCAUCCCUCACCCCAGACCAACUUCAACAGCUCGCUCUCCUUCGGUUACUGAACCCUGCUGCCGCCGCCCAAAUCCCCUCCGUCAUCACCUCCUCCAAACCCGUGGUCUCCCUCGAAACCGUCUACGAGUCGCACGUCCUCCCGAUCAUCAACGGUGCGAACACCAUCUUCAGCACAAUCUCCCGGCCGAUCGGCACCCUGACCAAAACGAACUACGAAGUGGUCACCACCACCCUUCCAGCCCUUCCGAUCCCCCCAAUCCCCCAGCUGAACCCCUUCCAGCAGCAACCCCAGGUCACGGUCCAGUCCACCCCGGUCGUCACCAACGUCAUCGUGACGGAAACCAACAGCAAAGUCCUCAAGCUGACCUUCGGAGCCAAGACCGCCUACACGACGCUCUACUCGACGACCGUGGUCCCCACGCAGCUGACCACCUACGUGACGCAAUCGGUUCCGGUGGUGCAACCGACGGCAGCCGCUUUUCCCGGGUACUUCCCCGCGCCGUACGCUCCCUUCCCGUACGUGGGCUAAGCCACUUGUAUCUCCGUAUCUCCCCACCCACUAGCAGCGGUGGAGCGGUGUUAAUAAUUAAUUUUAGCUCAACUCUUCGCAAGUGAUAGCAAUCAAUUGUUUUUAGGUGUUCCCCUCUCCAAACCAAGGGGUGAGAGUGUGGGGGGAAUUUCUUCAAGCGGGGGGUCGGGCGAUUAGGUUUAUGGCUCUUUGUGCUGCGAUGCGAGUGGUGCCCUCCUCCUCCUCCUACAGUGGAAUCAAAGGAAGUGGGCAAUUUCGUUUACUUUCCCGUCUAUGGGGGGUGGGACGAUUUGCCGCGGGGGCGAUCGGAUCGGAACGGACGGACGGGUUCUUUGUUCGGGAAGAAGUCGACGGGUUCUCUCGGAUACAGAAGGGGGGAUAUGGGCAAAUUAUGGGUUCCCGUUCGGAAGAUGGAUGGCUGGCACGAUGGAUGACACGAGGGGUUGGUCGAUGGUCAAUUGUGAAUUUCUGUACAGAUUUUAUUGGAGAAUUCUUAAAAAAAUCCAUUGAGAAUUUAACUAGAGAUUGCCUCAGCCAUUUCUGCAUAUAUUUACUCUGGAGUUUCUCCCUAGAAACUUCCCCUUUAAGAUUCUUCAGAAAUUUCUUCAUAGAUUUUUGUUAUGCACUUCAUUGGAGGUUGCUCAUGAAGUUUUUCCAGUAAUUUGUUCACAUUAUGGAUAUUUUUUAUGAACUGCUUCAGAAAUUUCUUCUGAGAUUCAUCUAGAAAUUUGUGCAGAGAUGCCUCUUUUAUUUAAGACUCUUUUGGAUGCUUCACCAGACAUUUCUUGAGAAUAUUCACCCAAGGUUUUCCUAGGAUUUUCUUCAUUUUCAUAAAUAUUCCUCCAAAUAUUUUCCAUAGAAUCCAGAAUAUUAUCUAUCAAUUGCUCUAGACAUUGUUUAAUGAUUUUUUUUCAGGGAUAGUGACGAAGCAUUUUUCUUGAGAUUAUUUUAGAAAUUUCUCUAUAGAUUUUUUAAAACAAUUUCACAAAUUUGUAUUGAAAAGUUCUAAAGAUUUUUUUUAAGAAAUUCUUUCUUGAAAGUUUUUUGUCUGGUUUUUGAGCAACCAAACAUUUUUGUAAGAACUUCAUCUGAGAUUGCUGUUGAUAUUCAUUUAGAGAUUGUUUUACGAUUUUUUUAAGACAUUCUUUCAGAAAAUCCUCUAGAGAUUCCUGUUGUUAUUUUUUUUCAAUUUUAUUUUCAUAUAUUAUAUCCGGAGUUUAGUUUAGAAAUUUAUCUAGAGAUGCCUCUAUUUUCAAAACAGUCUUCUGGAUGUUUUACCAGACAUUUUUUAGAAUCACCAAAUCCUAGGAUUUUCUUCAUUUUCCCAAAGAUUCCUCCAAAAAUUCUCCAAAGAAUCUUUUGAAGUUCAUCCAGAGAAUUAUCUAGCAAUUUCUCCACUAAUUGCUUUUGGAUUUUUCCCAGAGAUUGCGACAAAGUAUUUUUUCAGAGAUUAUUUAAGGAAUAUCUCUAUAGAUUUCUCACAAAAUUUUCAAAAAAAAAAUAAUUAUUAUGAAUUUCUCUGGAUAAAGAAUUUUUUUCUUGAUAGUUUUUUGUCUGUUUUUUUUUUGAAAAACAUCUCCAAACAUUUUUGUAACAAUUUCAUCUGCGAUUGCUGUAGACAUUCAUCUAGUGAUUAUUUUAACAAUUUCUCAAGACAAUCUUUCAGAAAAUCCUCUAGAAGUUUCUUAUUUUUCCUUCCGGAGUUUCUCCUGAGAUUCAUCUAGAUAUUUGGCAAGAGAUGUCCCUAUUUUCCAAAGAAUUUUCUGGAUGUUAGACCAGAGAUUUCUCUAGAAUAAUUACCAAAGAUUCUCCUAGGAUUUUUUUCACUCACCUCAAGAUUCCUACAAAAAAUCUUCAGAUAAUCUUUUUGAAAUUCAGCCAGAGAAUCAUCUAGCAAUUUCUCCAGUCAUUGGUUAAGGAUUUUUUCCAGGGUUUCAUCCGAUAGUUUCCCAGGAUUUUCCAUCAGCUUUUUUCCAAUGAUGCAUCGAAGUAUUUUUUUAAUAUUAUUUUUGAAAUUUCUCCACAGAUUUCUUUUAAAAAAUUCAAUAUAUUCUAUUGGGAAUUUCUUUCGAUAAUGUUUUCCCAUAACUUCUUUUUAAAUAGUUUUUUUUUUUCUGGUUUCUUGAGAAACUUCUCCUAAUAUUUUGUAAGAAUUUUACUUGAGAUUGCUGUCAAGACAUUCUUUCGGAAAAUCCUCAAAAAUUUACUUUUCUUUUUUUUUAAUUUUCAAAUAUUGCUUCAGGGCUUUUUCCUAAGAUUCCUCUAGAAAUUUCUCAAUUAUUGUCUCUAUUAUCCAAAGAAUUUUCCUGACUUUUUUCCAAAAAUAUCUUCAGAAUAUUCACUGAAACCUCGGUUUUCUAUAUUUAUCUAGACAUUGAUUCAAGAGAUUCAGAUGUCUUCAGAAGUUUCUACAAAGAUUUUUUUUAAGAAUUGCAUUGGAAAUUUCUUUUGGACGUUCUGUACAGAUUACUCAAGUAAUUUCUCCAAAGUUUUUGUUCAUAAGAAUGUAGUAUUUUUUCAGAUAUUACUUUUGAAAUUUGUUGUGAUAUGCCACAAGGAAUAUGUCCAGAGCUAUCUCUAUUCUCUCCAAAGAAUCUUUCCGAUAUUUCUUCAGAAACUGGUCUAGAAGUUCGUCUGAUGAUUUUCUACGAAUUUUUCCAGAGAUUGGAAAGGGAUUUUUUUUAGGAGUAUAUUCGCAAAUAUCCCCUGCGUUUCCUUUGAAGCGUUCUUCAAAGAUAUAUCCAGGAACUUCCUCAGAGAUUAUUCUGAUAAUUUCUCUAGAGAUGGCUGCGGAGCUUCCAUUAUAAAAUUCUCUAGAGAUUUUAUUUGGAAUUUGUCUUAAGAAUUUUAUUAAGAGAUUACUGAACUCUGAAAUUCGUCAGAGAUUUUUCAGAUUUUUUUUUCAAAGAUUAUUUCAAGAAUUUCUACAGAUAUCGGUUCAAGAAUUUCUUCACAAAUUACUCUAGGACUGUCUCCAAAAAUGUUCCAAGCAUUUUCAUUUGAAAGUUUAUCCGAGAACUUUUUCAGGAAUUUCUGCAGCAACUUCUGUACGAACUUCUCCAGAGAUUUUGCUUCUGAUUUUCCUGGGAAUCUUUUAGGAAAUUCACCAAUCAUUCCCCAAGACAUUUCUCCAAUGUUUAUAGUUCUUUGAGAAAUUGCUUCAAAAGCUUCUACAAUGAUUCAGUAACGAACUCCUCCAGAGCAUGCUGUUUAUAUUAGAUUACUUCAGGAUUCUUCCAAGGAUUCAUCCAUUGAUUUUUUUUCUAGAUUCAUUCAAGCAUUUCUCAAAAGAUAUCCUCUGGACUUUUUUUUUAAAGAAAUUGCAAGAGAAAUUCAUACAGUGAUUCUGUGACACAUUUUCUCCAGAGAUUCAAUAAUUUUAAGGCAUGUCGGAUUUUAUUUAGAAAUUGUUUGAAAAAAAUGUUUGAAACUCACGCAAUAUAUCUGCGUGAGUUUUUUUUUUCAAAGAUUCCCUAGGAAAUUUCCCUAGAAAUUUCUCCUUCAGGAGUUUCUUCAGAAAUAUCUAAGUAAAUUUCUUUCGGAGUUCUUCAAGAAUUUCUUCAGAAACUCCUUCUGGAAUUUCUCCCAAGAUUUCUUCAAGAAAUUCUCCAAGCAUUCGUUUAGGAAAUUCUGUGGAUAUUGCCAUCGAGAUUUCUACAAAAAGUCCUUCAGAAAUUCCUCCAGAGUUAUCUGAAAAUUAUCUCCUGAGAGACUUCUGCAGAGUCCUCUCUUGGAACUGUUCCAGGAUUUUUUUUUGAAAACUACCCCAUGAGCUUCUCUAGAGAUUGGAUAAGAAUUUCUUUCGAGAUUUCUCAGGAAAUUUCACCAGGGAUUUCUUCAAAAACGUCUGGUAGGCUCGUAGGGAAAUUUUGUUCAGAAAUUUCAUCAGCGACUUUCUAUGACAUUCUCCAGAGUUUUAAUUUGGACUUUCUCCAGCGGUUGUUUUAGGAAACUCUCCUAACAUUCCCCUGGAAAAUUCUCUGAUAAUUACUAUAGUAAUUCAAGAGCUUGCUUCAUAAAUGUCUUCAGUGAUUCUGUCACGAAUUUAUCCAGCAGGUAUUCAUCCAGGGAUCACUUAGCAUUAGCAUUAGCAUUAAGCAAGUCGCACAAAUUCGUAGGUGGUACAGCCCUGGAUCGCUGUUAUGAGGGUUGCAUCCUUCCUGUCCGUUACCAAAGCACAAAUAUUUGGGACUAGUCUUUGACUCUUAGACAAGAUUGAUGCAAUUCUCCAACGGUCGAGUGCUGUCCUGGCCACGUCCUUGCGACAGCUGAGGGAAGGGAAAGGAAGAUUAGUUGGACACCUAUGAAAGUACGUAGAGACCUCUACAUUCUUUCAGGCCUAGGCGUCACGGGAAUUUGGAUGUUAGUGGAAGGGUAAAGGGUAUUAAUCCAGGGUAACUUCUCAGAAAUUUCUUCACAUAACUUCUUCAGAAAUUUCUUCACUUUUUGGCAUGCCAGAUUAAUAAAAAAAAUGUUUGAGAAAAAAUACAUAAAACUCAUCCAAGUUGUUUCUAUGAGUUUUUACAAAUAUUCCCUCAGAAGUUUCUCCCGAGGUUCUGCAGUUUUUUUUCCAGAAACUCCUUCGGGAAUUUCUCCUGAAAUAUUUGAAUAAACUUCUUCAGAAAUUCUUGCAGGAAUUUCUUUAGAAGCUUCCACCGGAAUUACUCCAGAGAUUGCUCCACAGAUUUCUCCAGGUAUUUCUUUAGGAAAUUCUCCAAACAUUCAUUUAGGAAAUUUUGUGGACAUUGCUUUCGAAAUUCCUACAAAAAGUCCUUCAGAACUUCAUCCAGAGUUUUCUUACACAUAACUCCUGGAAUUUCUCCAGAGACUUCUUCAUAGAUUUCUUUGGAAUUUUACACGAAAUUUUUCGAAAAUUGUCCAAGGAGCUUGUUGAGAGAUUGCCUAAUAAAUUUCACCAGACAUUUCUCCAAAAACUUGCCAACAAUCAUUAUCGCUGUACAACAGAUGAAUAAUCCGCUCUUAAGGUAGAUUUUGAAAAUGUUGGUUGAAUAAGCUGUAAUUCAGUUGUCACUGGGUUAUUCGUGUAUCUGGUGGUGAAUUACUUUCGAAAUUUCAAUCAUGGAAGUCAUCCCGCAAGAGCUUCUUCUAGCUUCUUUUUGUCAAAGAUCUGCAAGUAUUUAUUAAGAGUAAAUUUGGGAGUUUCCAACACGACGCUGGUUUAAUUAUUUAAAACAUCCACCCAAUACAGAAAUUUUGAAAUAGAAAAUCGUCAAAAAGUCUUCUUGCCUAUUACGAAUUUGAUUUUGGGAUUUUUUCAGGAACUCCCUCAAAGUUUCCUAUAUGUUAUAAUUUCUUAAAAUAAUUCGAUGUUCAUCAUUUGAACUUUCUCUGGAGAUGUCUUAUCCACUUUUUAUAAAAAAUUUCAGAAUGCCUAAAUUUUCAAAAAAAAAAAUGAAAGAUUUCUUCAUCUGAUCAUUUCAUUAGAAUUCCUUAAGCCAAUCUUACGGAGAUGCUUACAACUUUUCGUUUCGAAAUUGGUACAAGAUUUGGUUUUGUUUUCCACCAAACAUCUUCUACGAAUGUUUCCAUACAUUACUUGGGAUUUUUUCUAGAGACUUUGCGAGUAAUCAAUUCACUGAUAUUUCUCGAAAAUCUCGGUAACAGUUUAGCUUAUAGCUCAAAAGUUUUAGUCAGGAAUAACGUAGGGCUUUCCAGAAUAUCCAUGUUUUUAUUUUUUUUCUUGUCACAUUUUCAGAAAAUUUCUUUUGAAAACUCUUACAGGGUAUCUCUUACGGAUUUUUUGGAACUCUUCUAGAUAUUUCCCAAAUACUGACUGCAACACUCAUCAAGAAAUAAACCAAGAGGUGUACACUCUUGAGUUUAUUAACGAGUUCCGUGAGCUCUGCAGAACAUAAUGUAAGAAGCAACGAAUCCUGUAGGAAUUUCCCAAAAAAUAAAUAAAUUUACUGGGUAUUACUGGUUGCCUCAAAUAUUCAUUUCUUUAUUUUGCUUCAAAACAGAUUUCAUCUGGAGACGUUUUAAUCGACAUUUGAAGAGAGACCAGAGUGAUGGAGACGUUUUAACAUACUUCUUUAUCAUAAAUUCUUCCAUUGAUUCAACCAGAUCUUGUAUCAGGAUCCCCUGAUCAGGUUUUAUUCAACGGUACAUUCACCGAUUUUAAGAAAUCUAGCAGAAAACUAAAACAUAUGUUUCAAAAUUUAUUUAGAUGUUUUUUUUAAUGCUAGAAAGGUCAAAAUUUAUAAAAUUAUACUCCAAACAGUUUUCCAAAACAUGUAAUUUCAGAACUAUCAGAAACUCCAUCAAAGGACACUGUAGGAUUUUCCUCAAAGAGUUAAAGAGUUCAUCCAGAGCUUCCUGAAAAGCAUCCCACGAAAGUUAUCGUCAGGAUUAGAAGUUUUCUUCAGAAUGCGAUUUUUUUUAAUUUAGCCAAACGUAUUCCGUUUUCUUCCCUUAUGAUUAUCUGUAGAUGUUCAUUCACAUAUUUGAGAAUGUCCAUUUUCAACUUCUUUGAACAUUGCUUUGACUAAAAAUGUAAUAGAUUUGCAGUGAAAAAUAAACAAAAAAAAAAUCUCAAGGAAUUUCUGAAAAUCAUCAGAAGUUUUUCAGAAGAUUUUCCGGAAAGUUGUUGGAAGACUUUUUUUUACAAACUUCUGAGUACUUGGUCAGGGGUUGCUGUAAAAAUUCCCCCACAAACUAUUUCGGAUUCUUCCUUCACUUUUCCUGAUGAUUUCUCGAUCUCUUCUUCAAGGUUAAAUAUAUUUUGAGAUUCCUCUAGAAGACAUUCAUUCCAAGAGGACCGUGUCAGGAAUUUUACUGGGUUGCCUCCAUAAAACUCUUUGGCAUUCCUAGUAAGGGCUUACGAAUGUCAGUCAAGGCUAAGUUCCGGAAUAACAAAGGAUUUUCCAGAAAAGCAUUUCAUGAAGUUUCCUCUGAGAUUUAUCCGGUCUUCACGAAUGCUUCUUGGACUAUUUUUUACUAUUUCUCACCAAUUUUUCAAAAACUCCUUUAGGGAAUUUAACCAAUGAUUUCUUCAUGAUUUCUUUCAAAGAACAAUUAGCUUUGGGAAAGUUCUUAGAACAGUUUGAAAACCUAAUUUCUUUCUCCUUUGGUUUAAUGUUUGUUCUAGUGAUCUCUAUGAAACUAUUUUACUCGAAAUGCUACUUUGGCGUUGGAAAUUCUCCUAGAAUUCUUUCUACAAGAGCCGUUUACCUGAAAGAUUUCCGAAAUUUAUGUAAUGAAUAAUGAAUGAUGUCUGCUAUAGUUUCCAAAAGAUUUUAACACGAUUUUCCAACAUCUCUGCAUUAUUUUCUUGGAAUUUUUCUAUGGGAUUCUACAAAAUACUUUUCCCAGGAGACAUCUUAACCUUCUUCGUCAGAGAUCAUUAAAGAAUACUGAACUAUAACUUUUUAAUUUAUUUAUAAAUUCUUUUAACGAUUUUUUUGCUACUUUUAGAUUUUUUAUAUUUAGAUUUGUUUGAAAUUUAUUCAGGAGUGAACGCAGAUCCUACAGGAAUUCCUCAAAAAAAAAAAAAUUAUUCCAACAUUUUCUGAUGAUUUUCCUGGAUCCCUGAGAAAAUUGUGUCUUUUUUUGGAAUAUAUUAUUCAAUGAUUUUUUUAAGAUCCUUUUUUAGGCUUUUCAAGAAUCUCUUCCAUUUACUUAGACUCACAAAGAUUCUUGAUACGUUUUUUUUCAAACGUUUCUGUUCCUUUAAUGUUUUAUAUUUUACUUUUCAAGAGUGUUUCCUUGGCAUUUAUUUCUGAUUUUUUUGUUUUUUCCUUUAUCUUUCACGAAGUAACGAUUGAGUGCAGUUUUUCAGUAAUUUAUUUUGAGUUUCCAAUAGAAUGGGGUAACCAUGAUUGUUUUCAGCAUGUUUUUUUUUAUAUUUUUGCGGAGAUGAAGAACCAACCUAUUGUUAAAAUGACAAUUUAGAAAAAAAAACAAAACAAAAAAAUCAUAUAUACAUCAUAUAUACAGUUUUGUAUAUCAGUUAUUCAUUGUAAAUUAAAGGUCAAACAAGCCUGAAUUUCUGGGCGACCAGGAUGCUUUGUCAUGCAAGCGAAAGUCAUUUUUCAAAUCGGAGUAACUUCCUCAAACCAUUUCUCAAGAAUUCUUUCAAAAAUUCCAACAGAAAACAUAUUUUUUGAAUUCAAUCUUAAACGAUGGAACAAUUCUGGAUGAAAAUCAUUCAGAAAAAUAUCCAGUGAUAUUCCCGCAAACUUUCUGAAAGAUUUCCACAAAAAUUUGCUGAUGAAAUUGAGAGAGAUUUAUGCAAGAAAUUAAGAUUACAGUAGGUAUGUUCCAAGAUAUUUUUACCAAAUGAUUAAAAAAAAUCUCAAAAUUUUCCUUAAAAAAAUCUUCCGAUUAUUUCUUGGUGAAUUUAUGUGGCUUUCCUACCAGGAUGCAUCUCGUAAUUCCCCCUGAGAACCCUGUAGGGUUUCUCAGGAUUUUUCCUGAUAUUUACCCUGGCCAAAAUAUCCAAAAUUCCCCGUAUUUUUUUUAGAAUUGCUUCCGACAUAUCUUUAUUUCUUGGUGACCAGUAAUAUGCCAUGCAAGCGGAAAUCAUUUUCCAAAUGUGAGGUUAUUUGCAAAGCUUUCCUCAAACCUUUUUUCCAAAAUUUUCUCUUUGAAAUUCCUCCAGAAACCAUUUUUAAGAUUCAAUCAAAAACGUUGGAAUAAUGCUGGAUGAAAAUCAUCCAGAAAAACAUCCAGAGAUUUCCCAAAAAAAAAUCCCAUAAAGAGAUAUACAAAGAUUUGCUGAAGAACUUGAAGAUUUUUGCAGGAUGAUUGCAAAAAAAUCUCAUUUUUUUCCUGUAAAAUUCCCUUGAAUGUUUUCUUGAUAUUGCUCAUGAAUAGCCGUAAUAUUCGUAUCAGGAUCCGUCUCGUAAAUUCCCCUAUAGAAUUAAAUGAAUCCCAUAGAGUUCAUUCCUAGGAUUUCUCCUGGAAUUCUCUUGGGUAUUCUCAAAGGGAUAUCCCCGGAGAUUUUUCAGGGAUUUCACCAAAAUUCAUUCUCCCUGUAUUCCUACCAGAAUUCCUUCCAACAUUUCUUCAUUAAACAUAUAACGGGAUUCUUUUAGAGAUCUAUUCCGGUUUUUUGCCUGAGUUUCCUUCAGAGUUUUUUUUUGCAGAGAUUCCUCUCAAAUCUCCUUGAUUGAUUUCUCCUGAACUCUUUUUUUCCUUUUUUUUUAAAGACUGGAUUUGUAAUUUUUUGAAUAUUUAGCCAAUACGUUUCCAUCAUCCAGCAACCCCUCGUACGUCAACCAUCCGCUAGCUCACGCACCAAUGACUUACGACCCUUCUCGCACGUGGAAAUCAUAGGGAAUCACUACUCGUUCAUUGACCGGACGACGCACCACAAACGGCUUUGAGGCCUCCGGUAAAAUUACUAGUUAGAACCGCGAAGGUGGUACCCUCCAAUCACGCUUCGGAAACCCUAUGCCACCCCCCCUCCCCCCCCCCCCCCAUCCGCCCAUGAACGUUCAACACCGCCCAUAAAAACGAACUAUAAUUUCAACAACCCUCCGAACUCGGGCCAACCAAGGCAAAAGUUCUCCAUCUUACAGCCAGAAGUGCCUCCAAGUGUUGUUUAUCGACAUAAAUUUACGUGAUGUACGAUUAUCACCGACAGGGACCACCACCAGCUCCAUCGUACCCUUACCAAGAAUUUCCGUUUUUUUUUCUUUAUCAUAUCUAUGAACAAGGCCCGGAUGGGUACAUGGUCUUUUAUGAAGUCGGAAGAAUUUUAUGGCAUCGAACCCAUCAUCGUUCCACCCACGCACAGAAAUAGCUUUCGUAAGUGUUGUAAGAAAUCAUCCUCAAAUUUCCACUGCACUGUACGGAGAAGCCAAGAGAGGAGCCAUAAAUCUAAACUAUCGACCCCCUGCACUUGAUAGAUUAAGUGUGUCUUCGACACACUUUGGCAAACAGUAGUAGUGUGGAUUCGCUCUUGACUUUGUUUCCUAAGAAUAGCAUAAUUUGAUCCCCGUAUCCCAAUUCCCAUUCCUUGUCCUCACAGUUAAGUAGAUUUAGAAGAACCUCCACUGAAACCGAAUGAGCUGGCUUUAAACCGCGUGGAUUGAUUUUUCAACUUUUCCCAGGACGGAAAAAUUGAAAAAUCAUUCCAACUUUGAAGCAUUUUGCUCCCAACAGCGGCCUGUGUGGCAGCAAUUACCCCACUCCCCCCUUCCUAAACAAUAUUUUAUUGUUAGGUUACGAUAAUUUAUGUAAAUAUUACACCUAGGAUUACAGAAGCUUCAAUCAACGUCAUAUACCGCCCAUCACCCUCCUUGCUUAAACACCGAAACAAUUCAAACAAAAAUAUUUUCCCGUCGCCCAACUGUCACUCCCAUCACUACUAGGAGUGAAAUCUGAUCCAUUUUCCACCAUCAGCACAUUGCGUUGUUGGUGCCCAACCCGUCAAUCAAUCAUGAAUUCUUUCCUCCCUGUCUGACGGGUUUGGGUUAAUUUCUACUAUAACGGCACCGGUAAAAAAAAUAUCCUGUGGCAAGUUUCCUCUUUUUUCCUGUAAAUAGUUGACCGUUACAUCGAUCACGCCCAACAACGCACAUAUUUGCACACAGACGGAUAAGUACGCAAUACUCAAAUCGGAGGAGGAUACUCCGAAACAGUGAUUGAAUUCCGCGCACGAAAAUAGCUCUACGAAAAAUGAUACACUUUUAGUUUAGCAACUAACUGUUGAAAGAGUUUUUUUUUUUAUGUUAUCAUGUGAGACAGAAGCAAACAAAAAAAAAACCUAUUGUACAUAACCAUUUUCCAUCUGUAUUUUGUAAGCAACCAGAAAGGAGUAUUUUUCCUGUACCGAAUUUAGACUGUAGGCCCUUAAGAAUGAUUUAUUUUAUAUAUGAUAAUAUUAUUGAUGGUGAAUCCAGCAACCGAGAAAUUUAUGGUAUGUUUCCUGUUUUUAAAUAAAAUGUAAUAAAAUUA